CGGCGUCGAGCACAAAGGGAAAGCAGCAGGUGGAGAGAAGGGCUGCAGCGGUACCGCCACAGCCCCGCGCUGAGACACCGCGCAGAGGGCGGGACGCGCUCGCAGCCCCUCGCCGCGGGGCGCGGGCAGGAGCAGCCCGGCGUUACCUGGCCCCCCGGCGCGGAGAAGUCCACCACGCCCCGCAGGUCGGACACGUCGCGCUGCCGGUAGAAGCGAAAGAGCCGGCGGAACGCGUCCUCCCCCCCUUCCCGGGUCAGCGCCGCCGCCGCCAUUUCGGGCUGGCCGGGGCGGGCGGUGCUGCGGGGCGGGGCCGUCCCUCCCUCCCUCCCGCCGCAGUCCAGACAUGGCGGUGGCUGGCGCAGCGCGGGCUGCUGGGCGCCGUUCCCGGCAGCUCUUCGACAUCUUCGUGGCUGAGAUUCCCUGGACGGUGUCGAGCAAGGAGCUGAAGGAGUACUUCUCCCAGUUCGGGUCGGUGCAGAGAUGCCAGCUGCCGUUCGACAGAGAUACAGGCUUUCACAGACGUUAUUGCUGGAUUAAAUUCUCAACUCCAGAAGAUGUUCAGAAUGUGUUAAAGAAGGAUUCCCACAUACUUGAAGGUUCCAAGCUCGCUCUCAAACAGCAGACCCGUAGAAGACGCAGUCAAAGAAGGAAUCCAAGGGAGUGAAUGGUGGAAGGCGGCUUUAUUUCACUAAACGUAAAGAAACUAAAAUAAAGAUUACUGAGAAACUA
Messenger RNA from Empidonax traillii (willow flycatcher), 729 nucleotides. RefSeq names its product SRA stem-loop interacting RNA binding protein (gene SLIRP). Gene Ontology annotation, molecular function: RNA binding. The record is from RefSeq and is a predicted model, not a curated record. NCBI's taxonomy places the organism in Eukaryota, Metazoa, Chordata, Aves, Passeriformes, Tyrannidae. The coding region runs from base 344 to 664 and encodes 106 amino acids. The transcript is spliced from 4 exons.